Molecule: messenger RNA, 282 nt
Organism: Trichoderma atroviride IMI 206040
Lineage: Eukaryota; Fungi; Ascomycota; Sordariomycetes; Hypocreales; Hypocreaceae
Source: RefSeq, a predicted model, not a curated record
GUCAAGUUUGUCUUUUCUAUCUGAAAUGCUUCAUCUGUUAAUAGCGGCUCCUAGCAAUUAUAUGGUUGUCGUCAUCGCAUACUUUGAAUAUUGCCCAGAGACAAGCAUAAGGGAUAGAGUACUCAGGGCUCUGAGGAAUCAAUAUGUCAAUAAUUGGCUUGAGCUGCGUUGCAGUUUUAAUCAGCACAUGGGCCGAACUGUCCAAUCUCUGCAAUAGUUCAUUCUUAGACGCUCGCCUAUCUUUUAUUCUCUCGCUCUCCUGUCUGAUGAGGCUUUCCACCC